Molecule: messenger RNA, 1910 nt
Organism: Archocentrus centrarchus (flier cichlid)
Lineage: Eukaryota; Metazoa; Chordata; Actinopteri; Cichliformes; Cichlidae
Gene: lfng
Product: LFNG O-fucosylpeptide 3-beta-N-acetylglucosaminyltransferase
Exons: 8
Coding region: 119-1240 (373 amino acids)
Biological process (GO): pattern specification process
Cellular component (GO): Golgi membrane
Molecular function (GO): O-fucosylpeptide 3-beta-N-acetylglucosaminyltransferase activity
Source: RefSeq, a predicted model, not a curated record
UCCUGUAGACUGUGUGUUUAUCCUUUUGAGUUUUAUUGAGAAAAGAAAAACCAUAUGGACUUUGCUUUGGAAGUUCGUCGCGCCGCUUCAUAGGUUUUAGUCGUAUUUAAGUUUAAUCAUGUUGAAAAAUAAUGGAAAGAAGACCGCAAUCUCGGUAGCCUGCACAGCAUGCCUCUGCCUGCUGCUGCUGCUCCUGGUUGCUGUGCAGCAUCACCGGGUUCAGGUGAGCGAGGUAACGAGCGAACUGGACAUCGGUACGCGCUCUCUUCUCCAAGAUGCCACGCCGGAGGAGGAGCGGAGCGCACCGCCCGGGAGCGCACAGGAUAAGAAAGGAUUCUCGUCGUACUUCACCAAACUGACCCGGGGACGGAGGGAGGUGGAGAAGCCCGCACACUCGUCCGCUGACCCCCCGCCAGCUGAGAACAUCAGCGCGGAUGACAUCUUCAUCGCUGUGAAGACCACCAAGAAGUUCCACCAGUCCAGGCUGAAUCUGCUUCUGGAGACAUGGAUCUCCAGAAACGUGCAACAGACGUACAUCUUCACAGACGGAGAAGAUGAUGAGCUGAAGAAAAAAAUUGGGAGUCAUGCAAUUAACACCAAUUGCUCCGCGGCACACAGCCGACAAGCCCUGUCUUGCAAGAUGGCGGUGGAAUAUGACAAGUUCAUCGAGUCCGGGAAAAAGUGGUUUUGUCACGUAGAUGAUGACAAUUACGUGAAUGUUCGGGCUCUGGUGAAGCACCUGUCUCAGUACCCCCACACUCAGGACAUGUACAUCGGCAAACCCAGUUUGGACCGGCCCAUAGAGGCCACCGAAAGGCUGGGUGACAAUAAGAUGAAACCAGUGAAUUUCUGGUUUGCUACAGGAGGAGCAGGUUUCUGUGUAAGUCGGGGUCUGGCGCUGAAGAUGAGCCCAUGGGCCAGUGGUGGUCACUUCAUGAACACAGCAGAGAAGAUCCGUCUUCCAGAUGACUGCACCAUCGGCUACAUUAUCGAGUCGGUUCUUGGGGUCCCACUGACCCGCAGCAACCUGUUCCACUCCCACUUGGAAAACCUGCAACAGGUGUCCAGAUCUGAGAUUCACAAGCAGAUCACUCUCAGUUAUGGGAUGUUCGAAAACAAGAGCAAUAUCAUCAAUUUAAAAGGGGCUUUUCCUGUUGAGGAGGAUCCAUCAAGGUUCAAGUCUGUGCACUGUCUCCUGUACCCAGACACCCCAUGGUGUCCCCCUCUGGUUGCCUAUUAGGGCGACCGCUCCUUUCUCAUCCUCGUCCCCGUCUUGCCUCGGUAUCUGAAAGGCUCGUGGGGACCAGUGUUUGGUAUUAGACCAUGUGGCUGCUGUUUUCUUGCUGCAGUAUUGCAUGGUCUUUAAUAGUUUUACUGGGCUGCUGUGCGGCCCACCUCGGGACUCUUCCUUCCUUUCUGGAGCCAGAACCCCAUCCUGUAAUACUUGGGCAGAGGACUUUUGGCUCUCAGCAGGAAGUAGCUUUCAUCGUUAAGCUUUGCAGGCAAUCAGUUGAGCGUUGUGAUGUAUAUGUUGCUUGUAAAUGUAUCUGCUAUUCUCAUAGAAUGUAUUGUCUUAUAUUCAAGCCUUCUGCCAGCUUUACAUUAACACCUUUUUUGCUUUUUAAAAUGUAGAGCCCUUCAAGUCUAUGCUUGUAGGCCUUGUUUGGGUCUUUUUUUGUGCAUUUCUUUUGCCUCAGAUGACUCCGGACAUUUGCUCUAAUAUGAAGACUUUGUGCUUUUAAAUGAACAGUGUUAUUUCCCCCAUAACUUGAGCUGGCAGUUGGCAAAUUUCCAAAUGCAUCCUUUGGUGACCCAAUCUGAGGUGUAUCAGGACAAAGCACUUUUCUCUUUCUCAUAGUUUUUUUUUUUUUUUCAUGAACUGACCUAGUUUACGUCCUCUAAUGAUAUAC